Centruroides sculpturatus (bark scorpion) is the source of this 3526-nucleotide messenger RNA. RefSeq names its product RNA helicase Mov10l1-like. The record is from RefSeq and is a predicted model, not a curated record. The coding region runs from base 84 to 3074 and encodes 996 amino acids. Gene Ontology annotation, molecular function: helicase activity. Lineage: Eukaryota; Metazoa; Arthropoda; Arachnida; Scorpiones; Buthidae. The transcript is spliced from 20 exons.
ACCAUAAAACAAAACAACAUGUAUUUAUAAAGAGUAAUACUACAAAGCAGUAAGUCAUAAAAUAAAUAUUUUAAUUUUUUUACAUGGAUAGCCAAUGUUUAAAGUGUGUUGUGAUAAGUUCGUCUGGUCAGACUUGUAUAUUUAUUUUUUUGAAAUUUACAGUUAAUAUUCUUGACUAUAUUCAGAGGCACAUCUGUUGCCGGACAAUAUCUUUUGCAACAAAGCCACAUUUUGAUGUGUUUUACAAAAUUAACCCACACAGUUGGAAUCUGAAAAAACGUGAAUUUAGGUAUUUUUCAGUCAGAAGGAACACAACCCAAUCUGUUUUUCCAGAAAUAUGGAUUAUCACUCUACUGGGAUUACAUAUCGAUAAGACAUUCGCUGAUGAUAAGUCAUUAUCAUCAGACAUUAAAUCUUUUCCUUUGAAAAGCUUGGAUGAAAAUUGCGAAGAAGAAUCUUUUGAUAUAGAAAAUGAGGAAGCUAUUCUCAAUGACAAUAAGUAUGAAGAUGAUGAAAUGUGUGUUAUAUCGCCGUUGACAAAGCAACAUGUGGACUCGUUACUUUGCGACAAAAACGGAAUAGAAAUAUCUUUUGAUGGAAAUUUUGGCACCGUUAAUUUGGGUGACAAGAAAUGUUUAACAGUUUCCAUCGGUAAUACAAGUUCCUUGCCUUGUGUAUUGCUAAUGUGCAAGCCGAAUGAAAAUUAUCAGGGAGCUACACAGUUUAAUGUUGACAAAAACCCCAAUUAUCCAAUAUUAAUUCCUCCAAAUGAAUCCUUUGAUGUAAAUGUAACUUGCAUCGCAAGUCAACUAGGUCGGAGUGAACAGCUUCUGUUUUUUCAAUUUGAAGGAUUUACCAUAGAAAGAAUUCUAGAAGUGAAAGUUGAAGAUGCAAAUCAGCAGUUGCCUUUGUCCAAUGCAACUCUUAUACCUAGACACUUGUUUGGUAAUAGAUCAAAAAACUAUAGAGAAGCAUCAGGUUCUCUGAUACCAGGAGAGAGACCUUGCAGGGUUAAAAGUCGAUUCUCUCGAAGACUGCAGACAUUUGCCAUUCCGGAAGAAUUGCAGAGCAUUGCUUUGGAAGGAAAACACAUCGUGCAUAGUGUCCCUGUUCUCACAGAGGAGUUAUCUGUAACAAAUUACAAAGAGAAAUUUCACACUCUGCUUUACCUUGAAGAAAUACAAAUGAAUAUUGACAUGAAAGGCUUUAGUAUGGAUCAGAUUUGUUUUCAACCUUGCGAAGACUAUUUAACAUUAGAGGUACAGGGACUGGCAGAAAACAGGCCCACGCUAUUCGUAGGUGACAGAAUUACAGCCAGUGACCCAGUAGAGAAAUCGAACCCCGUAUACGAAGGAUUUAUUCACAAGAUUGAUAAAAAAAAGAUAUUUGUGAAAUUCAAUAGCAUUUUUCAUAGUAAAUAUAACGGAGAAAGUUAUGAUGUAGAAUUUCAUUAUAACAGAAUGAUCAUGAGAAGAUAUCAUCACGCUAUUGAAGAGGCAUUAAACCUUCCUGAAAAUGUUCUCUUUCCAAGUAAAAUAGUCUGUAAAACACCUCAAGUUCAUCUUUUAGAAACUGAGGCAUCAACACCUGCAACUUCUUGUACACAGAAAGGAGAAUUGGAAAAGAAGGAAUAUAAAAAUAUAAAUUCCAUUCAUCGUAACGGUAACAUCACAUUCUGCUGUCCCGUGGUAAAGAUGGAAGUCCAGUUGCCAAAUAACAGAAAGUCGGUGACAAUUAAGUGGCAUAACAAGUCUCUGAACGAUCGACAGAAAAUUGCAGUGAAAAGAGUGUUGGACGGAACUUGCCGACCCAUGCCUUACGUUAUAUUUGGACCUCCGGGAACGGGUAAAACAAAGACUGUUGUAGAAUGUAUUGUUCAAAUAUUCAGCCGUGUGAAGUCUAGUAGAAUUUUAGUCUGUACUCCGUCAAAUAGUGCUGCAGAUGUAAUCGUACAACGUCUGGUGGAAAGUAAGUUAUUCGCUGAAGCCGACCUCGUUAGACUCAAUGCCUUCCAUAAUUCCAAAAAGGUUAUGCCAGACGACGUUAAGCCAUUCUGUAAAGACGUAGACAAAAUGUCUUUGAUUUCUAGUCAUCGUAUUAUCGUUUGUACUUGUGUAACUGCUGGAAAAUUUUAUAGUCUAGGUUUGACAGUAGACCAUUUCACUCAUUUGUUUUUAGAUGAGGCCGGACAGGCUACCGAACCAGAAUCGAUGUUAGCGAUUGAAUUAGUUGCAACAGGCAACGGACAGGUUGUCCUAGCUGGAGAUCCUCAACAGCUCGGACCGGUCGUACACUCCUACAACUCUAAAGAAAAUGGACUUAAGGUUUCAUUUCUAGAAAGGAUAAUGGCUCUGCCUCUGUAUCAGAGAAAUCCAGAAAAGUAUCGACAAGGAAACUAUAAUCCAUUACUAAUAACUAAACUAGUAGAAAAUUAUAGAUCCCAUUCUUGCAUUAUUUCGUUAUCAUCGCAAAUUUUCUACGACUCCGAACUCGUCUGUUCUGCCCCCAAAAGUUUACGGGACACGUUUUGCAAGUGGGAAGGAUUACCAAACAGGUCGUUUCCUAUGAUAUUCUGUGGAGUCAGGGGUGAAAAUCUUUGGGAUAGCGACAGUCCUUCUUGGUUUAAUCUGUACGAGGUCCAGCAAAUAAUUAAAUAUUUAAAAAGUUUAUAUGCUUUGGGAAUUUCGCCCAAUGACAUUGGUAUCAUCACUCCAUAUCGCAAACAGGUGGGGAAAAUCAAACAUAUGAUAAACAUGAAUCGAAUUGAAAUGUGCCAAGUGGGUUCUGUAGAAGAAUUUCAAGGCCAGGAGAGAUUGGUUAUAAUUAUUUCUACGGUUCGAAGUUCUAAAGAUCAGCUGAAUGCCAGACGCAACUUAGGUUUCCUGACCGAUCCGAAAAGGUUUAAUGUCGCAAUUACCAGAGCACAAGCCCUGCUCAUUGUGAUUGGAGAUCCAUAUCUCUUGUGUCACGAUAAACACUGGAGGAAAUUAAUCAGUUAUUGUUUGGAUCAGAAAUCGUACUGCGGAUCGGCAAUCUCCCUGGCAAAAAUACAAGAUUUGUCUUCAGAAGAAUAAUGAACUGUAGAACCAUAGUGUUUUAAUGCUCAUUCUAGAUGUACAGUUUUAUCUGUAAAUAAUGAUUUUAGUUUACCUCUUGUAUAAUAUGCAUAUGUAAAAUUUUGUAAAAAUCAUGUAAACAAAUGAACUGAAUGAGUAUGUAUUUUUAAUACAUUUAUACGGAUUUAGCGGUAAAAUAUAAAUUUGUUUUUUACCUGUAACGAGGUGAUUACAGGCAAUAUAUGAUUUGGAUACAAUUAGGUGAUACGACAUUUACCUUUAGAAGAAUAAUGAACUGUAGACUAUAGUGUUUUAAUAUUGCUCAUUCUAGAUGUACAGUGUUAUCUGUAAAUAAUGAUUAUAGUUUACCUCUUGUAUAAUGUGCAUAUGUAAAAUUUUGUAAAAAUCAUGUAAACAAAUGAACUGAAUGAGUAUGUAUUUUUAAUACAUUUAUAUGUAUUGAUCAGUGA